Molecule: messenger RNA, 1553 nt
Organism: Seminavis robusta
Lineage: Eukaryota; Bacillariophyta; Bacillariophyceae; Naviculales; Naviculaceae
Source: the annotation of a GenBank genome assembly
CAAUUUCCCAAACUUAAAAACAGACAAAAUGCCGAGUAACCCAGGUAGCAUGGUGUCGGUCGUUUGCAGCUUAUUGCAGCGGCAAACUCAGCCAUUGAGUCCACAACCGUACGAUAUUUGAUUUAGUUGACUUCAGAGAGACUAAUAAAAGGAGUGUCUUUCUACACUACUUGAACCAGCCAUUGGCACAACCAGUUGCUUUUGACCAAAGCCAUCAAGAGAGUCACAGCUUCCUUUCUUUCUUUGCAUUGACCAACAGUUCCUUUCUAUAAUUAGUUUACCAUGUCGCCACCCCAACAGACCAUCACGGUGACCACCAAGGAAGGCACACAGGUGGAGUAUGUGAUGCGUGGAUUACAAGACGAGGAAGUGGACCGUUGGGCUGCCUUUUGUGCCUCGGUCUUUUCCUACAAGGCCAAUCCACCUCCGCCCUCGUAUUUUGCCCGUCACUACCACAACGAUCCACAGCGUUCAGCGGCAUUGAUUCGAGUCAUGAUAUGCGACGAGAACAUCGUGGCAUCGUGUCGCGUCUUUCAACGAACCAUUUCUCUGGGCAGCGACAGUAGUACGGCGUUAGCCGGAGGCAUUGGAGAAGUCUGCACGGAUCCAGCGCAUCGACGAAGGGGUUUGUCCAAGCUGCUCUUGCAAGAUGCCAUUCAAAUCAUGACGGAAUACAAAAUGGAAUUGUCACUGCUCCAUGCAGCUCCCGACUUUUUUCCUGUCUACGAAUCCAGUGGAUAUUCCUGUACCACUUCCCCAUGGUCGUUGGUCACGGUGGAUCCUGUCAAACUAGUAUCAACCACAGCCACAACAACCACAACACAAUCUACUACUAGUACCAGCAGCCAUACCACCAUUCGUCUGGCACAAUUUCCAUCCGACACUCCGCAACUUAUCAAGCUCCAUCGAGCCUUUUCCGAAUCUCGAUUGGCGGGUACCAUUAUUCGCAGCGAACAAUACUGGAACGAGUAUCUCAGCCAAGAAUUAGGCAACAGUCUGUGGGUCAUGACGACCAACAACAACCAACAAGUAGUGGCAUGGCUCUCUAUUCGACCGCGAGGGGACAAUCGCUACCAAGUACGAGAAUUUGGUUGGGACCGUGACAGUGACAACAAGCAGAGUGCUUCUGAUUGCUUUGGUGCUUUAUUGGGUCAAGCAAUGCAACAACAACAACAACCAGAUGGCUGUCCUCCAAAGGAACCGAUUGCACUGCAUUUGCCAACCUUUGUUCUAAAUGAUCUAGGCGAGAUGGACUUUGUGGAUGUAUCGUCCAUCAAAGAAGAGAACGAUUUGGGAUGGAUGUAUCGACCCAUUUGUCCUCUUUCCGAAGCGGCCAAAGAAGGCAUGCCGGAAAUCUGCAAAAAGAUUCCGCAUCUGGUCUGGCCCUCUGAUUCGUUUUGAGAAUGUAAUUAUCGACAGUACAAGCUUGCUGAUAGUAGUAUUUGACAUCGCUACAAGUGAAAAGGUCUCUGUAGAACUGGAAAGUACGAUGUAGUCUACAGUUGCUAUAUAAUAUAGCUGGUCUUUUUACCCGUGUCGAGUGGUUCGAUGCC